CAUGGGCAGAGCCCUGCUACCACAGCAGGAUUCAAGAGAAUUGGAGCUCCGGGCUCAGGGCCCCCCCUGGAGAGCAGGGGGUCCUGCCACACUGAGGGUCCUGAUCCUCGCCCUGCUCUGGAGGGAGUCCCUGUCCCAGCUGCCCGGAUUUACCCUGACGGUGCCACCAUCAGUGUCAGUGCAGGAAGGUCUCUGCAUUCUGGUCCCCUGCACGUUCAUGUACCCAGCAUCCUAUGACACUAAGAAUUCCCAGUCCCGGCUCUACAGAUACUGGUACAAGGAUCAGGCCAUUGGGGGCUAUGAUCCGCCCGUGGCCAGCAGUGACCCCAGCCGGGGGGUGUCGCAGGAGACCCAGGGCUGGUUCCGGCUGGCGGAAAAUCCAGCGCACGGCGACUGCUCCCUGCAAAUCAGCGACGCCCGAUGGACGGAUGCGGGGAGAUAUUUCCUUAGAGUCCAGGGAGACUUUAGCUACAGUUACCGCUCCAGUAUAGACGGCACUGACCUUGUGCUCACGAUCUCCGUGACACGCCUGACGGAGGAGCCAGAGAUCCAGAUCUCACCGGCACGGGGGCUGCCAGGGACGCUGCUGGCUGGGGAGCUGGUGACUGUGACCUGCACGGCCCCUGGGCGCUGCUCCGGGACCCCUCCCCGAGUCACCUGGAUGGGGCCGUUCAAUGACACAGCCCGGAACAUCUCAACCCAGCUGGCGAACAGCACCUGGGCCCACAGCUCCGCGCUCCGUUUCACGCCCAGCCUGGGGGACCACGGCAAAGAGCUCGUCUGCAACGUCACGUACAGCUCAGCACAGGGACCUUCCACCCGCAGAACCAUCCAGCUCCGUGUGGGCUCUCCCACAGGUGGCCUCACUUGGGUGUUUAUCGAAAUCAGCUGCAAACUCGUCUUCGUGGCAACUGGAUUCUUCCUGGCCUAUUACCUCACCCUGCUCUAUUACAGACGGACACCCUGCUGCUGUCAUGGAAGCAGAAGGAAGAACAGGCCGGGGGACAGGGAAUCCACUGUGCCCGAGUCCGGUGUGUAGAUCGGGAUGUUCCUCAGCCACCGAAGAGCUGACAAGGAACUGGAAUCUCAGAGGACUUAGGAAACAGAGAAUGAGACAUCAGCUGGGGGAACUGCCACCUUGGGAGAGGCCAACAGGCCUAUCUAGUCUGAUAUCCUGCCCCCUCAGACCCAUGCAUGUGGGAAGCACAAGGAAGCUGCUUGUAAUGUUUAUAUGACCAGUAGAUGAUCUGUUUGUUGCCUUGAUGAUUAUGACUUUGUUUGCUCUGUGAUGACCGCCAGGCACCCAGAUACCCCAGUGACAAACACAAUUUGAGACCCUCUAGAGAACAGAGCAGACAAGCUGAUGCUAGUUACUGAUCCCUGCAAGCCAACGCCCAACCCAGCUACUCUAACGGCCGCCCCCAGGCAGCGCGGGGAGAAAGUUUCACCGACAAACUUUUUUUUGGGUGCAAAAUGCAAGUUCGGCAACACCAAACUUUGUGUAAAUCUGGGAAGAUUUUGUCAAUUUGUCUGUUUUGGGGAGAAAACCUCCCAAAAUUCCCCGAAAUUGAAAGAUUUCAUUUAGGCAUUUUCAAAAAAAAAUGUUUCACUUUCUCAAUUCAAACACACUGUAUGGUUUGAAAUUUUCUGUAAUUUUACUUUGUAGUUAAAAAACGUCUAAAAUGCUGGAAAUCGAAACAAAGUGUUUCAUCCUCAAACCAAAUCUAUUUCUGACCUUCUGAUUCGCAGAAAAUUUUGACCAAUUUCCAUUUUUGGUUUUACAUGAAAAGAUUUUUUC
Messenger RNA from Chrysemys picta bellii (western painted turtle), 1798 nucleotides. The record is from RefSeq and is a predicted model, not a curated record. Lineage: Eukaryota; Metazoa; Chordata; Testudines; Emydidae.